This is a messenger RNA of Papaver somniferum (opium poppy), 1347 nucleotides long. Its product is annotated as 12-oxophytodienoate reductase 1-like. Bases 79 to 1152 code for a protein of 357 amino acids. Gene Ontology annotation, molecular function: oxidoreductase activity; FMN binding. The record is from RefSeq and is a predicted model, not a curated record. The transcript has 5 exons. NCBI's taxonomy places the organism in Eukaryota, Viridiplantae, Streptophyta, Magnoliopsida, Ranunculales, Papaveraceae.
AUUCAAUAGAAAACAAAGCAGAGAAUUAACAAAGUCAGAAGAAAGAAAGAUUUAUAAAUUUUUGAAAGAGAAGAAAAAAUGGAGGCAAUGCCACUAUUCAAACCAUGCAAAAUGGGCAAUUUCGAACUCUCUCACAGGGUUGUUUUGGCACCUCUAACAAGAAACAGGUCUUAUGGAAACGUACCCCAACCACAUGCGGCCUUAUAUUACUCGCAGAGAGCCACCAAUGGAGGUUUUCUAAUUACAGAAGCCACUGGAGUAUCAGAAACAGCUCAAGGGUAUCCAGAAACACCAGGAAUUUGGACAAAAGAGCAUGUCGAAGCAUGGAAACCCAUUGUGCAAGCUGUUCAUGACAAGGGUGGCUUGUUCUUUUGCCAGCUUUGGCAUGUAGGCCGAGUUUCCACUAGUGAUCUCCAGCCUAAUGGAAUAGCUCCAAUCUCUAGUACUGACAAGGGAUGUACACCUGGCCUCUACGGAGUGGAUUGGACAGCUCCUCGUCGAUUGAGCACCGAUGAAAUCCCACAAAUUGUCGAUGAUUUCAGGCAUGCCGCAAGGAACGCAAUUGAAGCUGGUUUUGAUGGAGUUGAGAUCCAUGGCGCAAAUGGUUACCUUAUCGAUCAAUUCAUGAAGGAUCAGGUUAAUGACAGAACAGAUGAGUACGGUGGAACCUUAGAGAAGCGAUGUCGCUUUGGACUAGACAUUGUCAAAGCUAUUACGGAAGAGAUUGGAGCUGACAAAGUCGGAAUGAGGCUCUCACCUUUCGGGGGAUUCAUGGAAGCGGGAGAUUCAGACCCUGAAGCUCUCAGCAUUUACAUGGCUGAAUCACUAAGCAAAUACGGAAUCUUGUACCUCCAUGUGAUAGAGCCGAGGAUUGAGAACGAUAAAACCCUUGGCAGUACCUUAACGACCAGGAAAGCUUUUAAGGGGACUUUCAUUUCUUCUGGAGGUUAUAAGAGAGACGACGGUAACGAUGCUAUCGAGGAGAAUCAUGCUGAUCUGGUUGCAUAUGGUCGUCUGUUUUUGGCUAAUCCAGAUUUGCCUAAACGUUUUACCAUUGAUGCACCACUUAAUCAGUAUAAUAGGGACACAUUUUACACACAAGAUUCAGUUGUUGGAUACACUGACUACCCAUUCCUGGACCAAGACAAUUAGUCAUAAUGCCCAGUACUAGCUUUCUGUUUGUUGCUGUUUUGCUUAUUUGUUUUUACGUGGCUUUCACUUGUGUUGUUCUUGUGUAACUUAGUGAUUAAAGAUCAUUCAGAUCUUUUAUGUGAAAGCUAGUGCUGUUUUGUACUAGGAUUUCAUAACAGAAUAAAUGUUACAAUUUGCUAUUGUUAUCGUACUUCA